AACCCCACCGGGGUAAAUUGCGCUCAACCAAUACCAUCUGUUUUCAGCGACAUGAGGAUGCUUUUCUGUCUCCAUGCAGGAUUAAGCCAAUAACAACCACAAUGUUACUUUUCACUGCAACUGGAUCACUGUGUCUGUCCAGGAUUUUACACUGAUUUUCGACUCACAGUCUCUUUGGAAGAUCUGGGAUGGCCAGAGUGUCAUUGAUACAUCUGGGAGUCUUGCUUUUUGUUGGAAUUGCAGCUGCGAUGGAGAACGUUUUGUUCUCCGCACAAAAAGAUGCGCUUGUAUUGAUGCGCAAAAACUCCGCGCAACAUUUAACCGCUACAUCAUCCAGUGAGAGACCAGCACAGUUGAGUGACUCUGCUGAUAAAGCCUCGUGUCACAUGUGCCAGCGGAGAAGAGCCAAGAGAUGCACGUGUUACACCUACAAAGAUAAAGAGUGUGUUUACUACUGUCACCUGGACAUCAUCUGGAUCAAUACACCUGAACACACUCUCCCGUAUGGCAUGUCGAGUUAUAGAGGCUUCCAGCGGACACGGCGUUCUGCCGAGAGGACCAGAGGAGGUCAGCGCUGUUCUUGUGCUUUGCAGCACGACAGAAAAUGUACCGCUUUCUGUAGUGAGAGCAGGGAAAGGCCGACAUGAUCAUCUGCAGCAGCACAGCACCACUGAUAUUCACUGAUUUAUUACUCUGUACCAUCACCUAUAGAGAAAUGUCUGUCCAAAUGGAAGGCCAUCAGAUUACAGAGAAGAUGAUGAAAUAGAGGUUUUGGGGAGUUUCUACACCAUCAUCGAGAACAAAUUAUGUAACUUUUCCCAAGCCAACACAUCCCAAUAUGGCUUAAAAAUGACACUUACGAAAGGAUAUUAUCCUGAGUAGCAACCCACAGACUGACAUUCUAAAAGAGACUCAAAUCACAUAUACAGUAUGUCUGAUGUGAGGAAGGGAAUGUUUCCACUUGCCGAUACGUCCUGACUUCCAAUUCAGUUUCCAACAUGCAUGAUAGCUUUGAUCGAUUGUCAUUGAGGUGUUAGAUUAAGUUUUAACAUAUCAAACACAGAGAUGAAUGCUUUCAUGACCCUGUCUCUGCAAGUCUUUAUGUUAAUAAUGGGUGGAGUGACAACAUGAAACGUAAGCUGCUCUUGUCUUUAAUGAACAUUUAACAGAGUGUAUUUUCAACUGUUAGUUUACCAGCCAAAAAAAUCAUUUCACUCAAAUGACCUUCUUCUGUCAAACGCAAACAUCCAUAUUUAUACCUGAUCUGUUUCAUGAAAUGGAUUUGAUCAAGGAUUCAACUUUCAGAAAGGGCAUACAGAUCAAAUAUGCAGUAAUAUUAAACCUUGCUGGAGUUUGCAUAUUUGUCAAUUGUCAUAAUGCAAUAUUCGCUUUGGGACCUGCCUAUAUGAGUUUGUGUUUGUACAUGGCUCGAAAAACAAUCAGAUGUUCUUACAAAUGAGUUCUACAGAAGAAAGAAGACUGCACAUUAUUUUAUUUUUAUUUUAUUUUAUUCAUUGUAAUAAAUUAUUCAAUAAUUGAUAUUGUGGGACCUGGUUUUUCAUAAUUUGCAAAGACUUUAGUUUCUUUAAUAGUUAAUUUAAUAUUUUCAUUAAGAACAAUUUACUUGUACUCAAAAAGACAAAUGGGAUUAUUCCUAGCUCUCUUCCAUAGAGAAAAAUAAUAUAUACAUUAUCAUGACCCCAGAUGUCCAUUACAAAUGCUCCAGUAUUACAUAACAUAUGACAAAUCAUAAAACAAAAUAUAUGUCAAUGUCAAUUUAUUUCUAUAGUACAAUUCUGUAUUGCAGGUAUUUUCUGUUUUUUCAAAGUUUUUCAUAAUGACCAUUAAUAAGUAUAUAUUUAAAAC
Messenger RNA from Triplophysa rosa, 1866 nucleotides. RefSeq names its product endothelin-3. The coding region runs from base 189 to 647 and encodes 152 amino acids. Gene Ontology annotation, cellular component: extracellular region. Gene Ontology annotation, biological process: regulation of vasoconstriction; regulation of systemic arterial blood pressure by endothelin; vein smooth muscle contraction. NCBI's taxonomy places the organism in Eukaryota, Metazoa, Chordata, Actinopteri, Cypriniformes, Nemacheilidae. The record is from RefSeq and is a predicted model, not a curated record. The transcript has 4 exons. Gene Ontology annotation, molecular function: endothelin B receptor binding; hormone activity.